AUGUUCAGCAAGCUGCCGACGUUCAAGUCUUUGCCGCAGGCGAUCGGACUGCCCUUCCUGUCUCAUCAGGAGGGCGCCAUGCUCGACUUCAAGGGCGGCAACAAUGGCCUGAAGCGUCUCUCGGGCGAGGACGUAAUUCCCAUCUCGGAACAGGAGUACUGGUCCCAGUACUGGACGCUGUUCAACUCGGCGACAGACGUGUAUUCGAUGUUGACGGCUCAGGAUGCGAUGCAGGCGAACCCGACCAACGUCGCGAACCUCGUCCAGGCGCUUGCGACGCAUAUGUUUACGCUUCUGUCGAACCCAUCAUUCCCGUGCGCGACCGUGAUUCCGCCCGAUACCGUCAGCACCAAUCUGCAGGUACUCAACUGCCUGCGCGUUCUCGGGCGCAUCCUUGUCAUCGUGUUCGAGGCCGAGGACGAGAGCUCGCUCGGCGGCCAGACGUGGGCGGACAAGUACCUCUGGAUCCAGGAGCGUGUGAAGCGCGAGACGCCCGAGGACUUGCCAUCCGAGCAGGCGCAGUUCACGAUCGCGGACGACGAUGAUGACGAGGACGAAGACAAGGACAAGGCGAACGGCAAGGACGACGAGGAGCGGGAAAAGACUGAGGGCAAUGGCGAGAUCCGGGAUCCGCUGAGCAACCCUGGGCCGUCGGCGGCAAAGACCGAGGACGACGGCACCGAACUCCGACCCUCGCUUGCCGACCGACUGUUCUCGUGCACGAUCGACCUGCUCUUCUGCGCCGGCUUCACGGUGCCUGAGUCGGUGCGUGGGGACGAUCUCUCGGGCGAGAAGAUCAACUACGUUAUUUGGGAGAAGGGUGUCGGCAGCACGAUCGCAAUCGGGUCCAACGCCGAGCUCGACCGGAACAAGGUCGAGGUGCUCCGCUUCCUCCUCGUCCUCGUCAGCAAGACGAUAUACACUUCGCCGACGUCGCUGCAGAUCGCGGCGAACCCACCGCUAGAGCACCUGACGCACGACUUAGAGCGGCGGCUGGUCCUUUCGCUCCUGUGCUCGCUGCUCAACACGUCUGUCGCCGGCACGAAGCCGUCGGCCGCUUCGGCGGUGCCGUACAACCACCUCAUGUUCAAGGCGGCCGAUGAGAGGCGCACGCUCAUCCGCAUGUGCCUCAUGAACCUGCUCGUGGCGCUCGACUACCGGAGCUUUGACAUUGUGUCCAACAACCCCGCGAUCCCGGAGAAGAAGGACGAGAACGCCUUCCGCUACUUUCUCGCCAAGCUGCACCGGAAAGACGAUCUUGCGUUCGUGCUGAACGGCAUCCUGGCCAUUCUUGACGAGCACACUGCGACGAUGAACAACUACCUCCCCGGAAGCAAGAAGCCGAUCCCGUACCUGCUCGAGGCGUACAUGCUGCUCUGGCGGCUGGUGGACCUGAACAAGCGGUUCCGGAGCUACGUCUUUGAGUCGGGCAAGGCGAUCGAUGUCAUCGGGCACAUUCUCCUCUGCUGCCUCGAGUUCAAGAACGAUCCCUCGCAGCACGGUCUCCUUCGCCUCCUGUCGUACCUCCUGCAAACGCUGAGCGCGGACCAGGGCUUCGCUGAGGCGCUGAACCAGCCGCUCCGCCAGACGGUGCCCGCCAAGUGGGCCGUGCAGGGCAGUGCGGCCGACUUCAUGAUCGUGUCAAUCUACUCGAUCGCGACGACGCCGGGGCUGAACCCGCUCUUCCCCGCUCUUACGAUCUCGAUCGCAAAUGUCGCCCCGUACCUGCGGCAUCUGGGUGUGCAGGCGUCGACGCGCCUGCUGCAGCUGUUCAAGGCGUUCUCGGCGCCCAACUUCCUGCUGGCGGACGAGGGCCACCCGCGCCUCGUGUACUAUUUGCUCGAGACCUUCAACGCGGUGCUUUACCACCAACUGAACGAGAACCCGAACCUCGUGUACGCGAUCCUGCGCUCGCACCAGGACUUCCAGACGCUGGCGACGUUUACGCUCGUGAGCGGGCUGCGCGAGAUCCAGCGCAAGAAGGCGCAGCGCGCCCAGGCCCUGGAGGCCGAGAAGGAAAAGGAGGCGGCGAAGGGCUCGACGCUGAAGCGCACGGAUUCGGAACUUGCCAUGCUCGCCGAGAAGGCUGCGCUGCUGGGCCGCGAGAUCGAGGAGGGCGACCUGGGCGAGUCGCACGAGCGCGUGCGCGAGGUGGACGCGACGCAGGCCGAAGAGGAGUUCACCGUCGUCGUGCCCAAGUCGCCCAAGAGCAGCCCGGGGUCAGUGCACACGCCCAAGUCGCCGGAGGCGGCGGGUUCGAACCCCGGCUCGCCGGCGCCGGCGCCAGCGAUGAGCGAGAAGGCGCGCGGCAAGAUGCGCGCCACCGAAAGCGUGACGUCGCUGCAUGACGAGGAGGACGAGGAGCUGCUGAAGCUGGCGGCGGGCGGCGUGGGGCCGAACGGCUACGUGCCGACACAGGAGUGGGUCAGUAGCUGGCAGAAGGGGCUGCCGCUUGACCCAGUGUUGGUGGCCAUCUCAGAACUCCUGCCCAAAUUCCAGGACUCGCAGCCGGCCACGCGCGGCGGGCCGUCCAGCAAGGUCUUCAACCUCCUCAAGGGCGCGAGCCUCACCGACGUCCUGCCCCCCGCGCCGGCCGUUGUGCCCCGCCGCUUCCUCUGGAGCCCGCAGAGCUGUAUCUGGCUCUCGUCCCUGCUGUGGGGCGACAUUUAUGUCGCUGGGCUCACGAACCCGACUGGCGUCUGGCGGGACACGACCGUGCGCCUGUUUGGCGUGAAGCAGGCCCCGAGCAAGCGCGGCGUGCAGGUCGACCGUGUGCUCAAGAUGAUUGGUGUGGUGUAG
This is a messenger RNA of Trichosporon asahii var. asahii CBS 2479, 2799 nucleotides long. RefSeq lists its product as uncharacterized. Lineage: Eukaryota; Fungi; Basidiomycota; Tremellomycetes; Trichosporonales; Trichosporonaceae. Gene Ontology annotation, cellular component: Golgi medial cisterna; membrane; Golgi trans cisterna. The transcript is spliced from 2 exons. The record is from RefSeq and is a predicted model, not a curated record. The coding region runs from base 1 to 2799 and encodes 932 amino acids.